AUGCUCGAGGACAUCCCAUUUGAAAUUUCACAGCAUCUCAUUUGUCUCGUUGGCAAUAUGAGGAUGGGCAUUGUGAUGCAAGAGCAACACGCCUUUGUCUGUGCAGAAUGGUGCUCCCCAGGACAAUUUGUGUGCCCCAACUCCCAGGUGUGUGUGGACCAACACCAACUUUGUGAUGGGGCACGAGACUGUCCCUAUGGGGAUGAUGAAAAGCAAUGUGUCACUGUUGCACAGAAUGAGUCAACUGCAGGUGGCUUCCCAUACAACUCAGAAGGUUACCUGAUGGUGAGGAAGCAGGGUCGCUGGGGAAAACUCUGCCUGCAGAAUUUUGACAAUGUCGUAGCCAGGUCUCAGUCUGCAUGGGAAGUUGCUGACCUUGGACGUGCUGUCUGCAAAGCAAUGACAUACAGUGAUUUUGAGAGAGUGAACAGAACAGUUGACACACCAAGCAGCAGCCGAGCUGACAGCUCACAUUACUUUGAACUCGCAUAUUCUUCAGACGCAUACAACAACUCACAGCCACGCUUCUAUCAGUGGACUACACAGCAUUAUAUCCAAGAAUACAGAACUCUUCAAGUGGCUUCUCUAGUUACAGCACAGCCUACGCAAUGCAAUCAAAAAGAAGUUGUACAUGUCAGCUGUCGAGACCUGAGGUGUGGUAUCCGACCACAAGCUAUCAACCAGUGGGCCAGUUCUCGUCAUUCCAGGAUUGUGGGAGGAGGGAACGCUGCCCCAGGCUCGUGGCCAUGGCAGGCAGCACUGUACAAGGAAGGGGAAUUCCAAUGUGGAGCUACCCUCAUUGCAGACCGUUGGCUGGUCUCAGCAGGGCACUGCUUCUACCAUGCUCUUGACGACUACUGGGUAGCAAGACUGGGCGCACUACGCAGGGGUUCCAGUUUCCCUUCUCCAUAUGAACAGUUACGUCCUGUGUCGCACAUCAUACUUCACCCAGGUUAUGUGGAUGCGGGUUUCCUCAACGACAUUUCAUUACUUCGACUGAGGGAUCCUGUGCAGUUCAGUGACUUUGUCCGACCAGUGUGUCUACCUCCAGCUCCGAUCCAUGAUGGGCGACUCUGCACAGUAGUAGGGUGGGGACAGCUCUUCGAAGUUGGACGCAUCUUCCGUAAGUCACGCAGGAUCCAUGCUGCAAUGUGUUACUGGAAGUUUCAUACUUGUUCCUCUUACAUUACAUUUUUGGUACAGUUUCACUAUGCCAACCACCUGGAUUAUACGUCGCCUAAAUAA
Messenger RNA from Cryptotermes secundus, 1245 nucleotides. RefSeq names its product transmembrane protease serine 2-like. Gene Ontology annotation, biological process: proteolysis; acrosome reaction. The transcript has 8 exons. Bases 1 to 1245 code for a protein of 414 amino acids. Lineage: Eukaryota; Metazoa; Arthropoda; Insecta; Blattodea; Kalotermitidae. The record is from RefSeq and is a predicted model, not a curated record. Gene Ontology annotation, molecular function: protein binding; serine-type endopeptidase activity.